AUGGCAAGGAUCUCUCUGUUGUUCGCGUUGGCCUUCGUUGUAGCCAUCGGCUCAGUCACAGCUCACGCACCUAUCAACAGGAGGACACAAAAGAACGUGUGUCCAUCUACUUUGUCUGAAGUCCAACAGUUCCCCUCCGUUGAAAUCUCCAAGCUCAUUGAGAAGAAGGCCCUAACCGGACCUAACACCCUUCAGUUCAGGACUUUGUUUGCCGUCUGCAAGAGCUACAACGACUACCUCGCGUCCAUCAAGUUCUCAGCUGCCAAGAAUGUGCUUGGCUUGGUUCAUGCCAAGUACGCUUUGGUGACCAAGGCGAUGCUUGCGGCGCAAGCAUUAGUUGGUGUUGAAGGACAACUCUCCGUUGAGCUUAGCAAGAGUUACACCGGGAUGGCUAAAGGGUAUGUUAGCAUUGUGCAGACGAUUGCUCAGCUCUCCGCUAAGUACAAGUUCAUUGCUAGUGCUGAGAUCAGGAAGAGUGAUAGGGCUAAGGUCGAGAAGUGUUUGAGUAAGUUGAAGGCUGCUAUUGAUGUUUUCGUCAAUGUAGUCUCUGAGUGCAGCAACAAGUUAACUUCCGAGGAGAAAGUCGGUCUACCCAUUAAGUUCCGCGGCGGUUUCAUCGGUAAGAAAAGUCUCGGAUUUAGAGAAAACUUUAUCGGCUUGGGCGCCAACGGCCAAGUUGGAGGCGAAGUCGAAGCUGGAGUUAAGCUCGGAGGACACGCCAAGGUUGGAGCCAAGGUUGGAGCUAAAGCCGGAGCCAAGGUUGGAGCUAAAGCCGGUGCCAAGGUUGGAGCUAAAGCUGGAGCCAAGGUUGGAGCUCAUGUCGGAGCCAAGGUUGGAGCCCAUGUCGGAGCCAAGGUUGGAGCUAAAGCCGGAGUCAAGGUUGGAGCUAAAGGCGAAGUUAAAGUAGGAGUUGGUGCCGGAGCUAAAGCCGGAGGAUUCUUGGGUGGAUUCUUGGGGUUAGGAGGAAGAGUUCAGUACGACGCAGCCGGUAAGGCUAAGAUCGGGGGAGGAAGCGGGUUCAGGUCUCUGACCCUCCCUCACGAGAAACACUUAAACUGA
Messenger RNA from Microthlaspi erraticum, 1059 nucleotides. The record is from the annotation of a GenBank genome assembly. NCBI's taxonomy places the organism in Eukaryota, Viridiplantae, Streptophyta, Magnoliopsida, Brassicales, Brassicaceae.